This is a messenger RNA of Epinephelus lanceolatus (giant grouper), 1648 nucleotides long. Its product is annotated as endoplasmic reticulum-Golgi intermediate compartment protein 2-like. The record is from RefSeq and is a predicted model, not a curated record. Gene Ontology annotation, cellular component: COPII-coated ER to Golgi transport vesicle; membrane; endoplasmic reticulum. NCBI's taxonomy places the organism in Eukaryota, Metazoa, Chordata, Actinopteri, Perciformes, Serranidae. Gene Ontology annotation, biological process: endoplasmic reticulum to Golgi vesicle-mediated transport; retrograde vesicle-mediated transport, Golgi to endoplasmic reticulum.
AAGACGGACGCGUGCCCGCCCCCUGUGUGUGUGUGUCAGCAGCACCAUGGAUGUGUUUUGGUGCACUGGUAUUCGGACAUCAUUGAUACAGCAGCAGUGAGUAACUGAGCAGUGAUGGAGCCUCUGCCGACACCUGACAUCUGAGUACAUGACAACAGGAGGUGGAGAGCUGAACCCUGAACCUGAAGAUGAGGCGUCUGUCACGGAGGAAGGCCCUGAGCUUGGUGAGGGAGCUGGACGCCUUCCCCAAAGUGUCAGAGAGCUACGUGGAGACCUCGGCGUCAGGAGGAACAGUGUCGCUGAUAGCGUUUGGGGCCAUGGCUCUUCUGGCCAUCUUGGAGUUCUUUGUUUAUAGAGACACGUGGAUGAAGUAUGAAUAUGAGGUUGACAAGGAUUUCUCCAGUAAACUGAGAAUAAACAUCGACAUCACAGUCGCCAUGAAAUGCCAGCAUGUUGGCGCAGAUAUUCUGGACCUGGCUGAGACCAUGAUCACAUCUAACGGCCUCCAGUACGAGCCUGUUAUUUUUGAGCUGACUCCACAGCAGAGACUGUGGCAAAGGACGCUGCUUCUCAUACAGAACAGGCUGAGAGAGGAACAUGCUCUCCAGGAAGUCCUUUACAAAACUCUCCUCAAAGGAGGUCCCACUGCCCUGCCCCCACGGGAGGAUGGCUCUGUGGAGCCGAUUGAUGCUUGCAGGAUACACGGGCACGUCUACGUCAACAAGGUGGCAGGAAAUCUACACAUCACUGUGGGAAAGCCCAUUCACCAUCCCCAGGGUCAUGCCCACAUCGCAGCUUUUGUGAGCCACGAGACUUACAACUUUUCCCAUCGCAUAGACCAUUUAUCUUUUGGGGAGGAGAUACCGGGCAUCAUCAAUCCUCUGGACGGCACCGAGAAAAUCACCUAUAACAAUAACCAGAUGUUCCAGUACUUUAUCACAGUGGUUCCAACCAGACUGAACACGUACAAGAUAUCUGCAGACACACACCAGUUCUCUGUGACUGAGCGGGAGCGAGUGAUCAACCACGCAGCAGGCAGUCACGGUGUGUCCGGCAUCUUCGUCAAGUACGAUACCAGCUCUCUGAUGGUGACAGUCAGCGAGCAGCAUAUGCCACUGUGGCAGUUCCUGGUGCGACUGUGUGGUAUUAUCGGGGGAAUCUUCUCCACGACAGGGAUGCUCCAUGGGCUUGUUGGCUUCUUUUUUGACGUCAUCUGCUGUCGCCUUAAACUGGGAGUCUACAGGCCCAGAGAGGACGUGCAGCUUCACAACCAGAUGAACAAUCUAAACAAUCACCAGACUCCUUUGUUGGCUGAAGACGUCCCUCAGGAGUAGCUGCUUUAAAGCGACCAGGCUUUUGGCCAUCAUCAACCAUCUUCAAUAUGUCAUGUGUUUUUUUUUUCUAAAAAAGGCAAAGCUGUCUGUUAAACACUGUGCUUUUGACUUGAAAUAAAGUUCACAUCAAAUUGUUGCACUUUAGGAAAAGGUGUUCCCUGUGACUGCAGUCAUACUUGUGUUGUUAAACAUUAUUUCCUUUCUGUGAUUUCUUCUGAAAUGUCGUUGGAUUUCUGUUUAGUUUUGCUGUACUACUGAUUGUUUGGUUGUUGUCUGACUUCAUUAAAAUUUAAACAUCCACAAAUUGAAACGUA